Aegilops tauschii subsp. strangulata is the source of this 636-nucleotide messenger RNA. Lineage: Eukaryota; Viridiplantae; Streptophyta; Magnoliopsida; Poales; Poaceae. The record is from RefSeq and is a predicted model, not a curated record.
AUGGAGGCCCCGUGCGCCUGCAGCUUCACCUCCAGCAGGCCGCCGCCUCGCGCCGUCCCCGUCUUCGCUCAUCCUCAAGCGUGGCCACGCCUGAAGACCGUUGUCCCCGCCCCCGCUUCUCCUACCCCGACCGGCUCCUCCACCGGACUCCGUCGAGCCUCGUCGCCCCCGACCCGAGCCGCCACGACAUCGCCGGAUCACUUCUCCGGCCUCGCCCUCACCGGACCAUCUCGACCCACACUGCCUAACCCCUACCGCCCCUGUGAGCUCCCCCUCUCUUCUCUCCCCUGCGCGCCCUGCCUCUCCCCCGCGCUCGGCUCCGCCGUCGCCCGCGGACAGCCUCACCCGUCCAACACCGCGGUGCCCCGCCCGCGCGUCUCGCUCCGGCACCCCGCCUCCGGCCUCCUUUCCACGCCCGCGCGCGCCCGGGGCAUGCCUUGCCCUGGCUCAGCUCAGCUUCUGCUCGCCGCCAAGAUGCGCUCGCGCGCGAACCACGUCGCCCCGCCGCGCGCGCCCCGCCUCUGCCGGCCGCCGCCGCUGCCCGAUGCUCCACCCUGCCGCUGGCCUCCUGCAGCCACCGCCGCCGCCCGCGACUUCCGUCGCCGUCCACCGCUGCUGGCCGGCGACCAGGUCUAG